AAUACGUUAAUAGCGGGUAUUAUAAAGAUUAGCUUCGGCCUAAGUAAAGAAAUCGUCGCCCUAGGUAUAGUAAAAAUAAAAACGUACUUCGGAAUAAUAACUUUUUAUAUUUUAUUUAUUAAUACCCUAUUUCUCUUAUAUUUAAAAAAUAUAGAUCGACUAAGUAUUAUAUUUAAUAAUAUAAAGAAUAAAAUCUCUAGCGAUAAGUACUUCGAAAUAGUCGAACGAUAA
This is a messenger RNA of Colletotrichum lupini, 231 nucleotides long. RefSeq lists its product as uncharacterized. NCBI's taxonomy places the organism in Eukaryota, Fungi, Ascomycota, Sordariomycetes, Glomerellales, Glomerellaceae. The record is from RefSeq and is a predicted model, not a curated record. The transcript has a single exon. The annotation marks the transcript as partial.